Molecule: messenger RNA, 1284 nt
Organism: Colletotrichum spaethianum
Lineage: Eukaryota; Fungi; Ascomycota; Sordariomycetes; Glomerellales; Glomerellaceae
Exons: 3
Coding region: 1-1284 (427 amino acids)
Source: RefSeq, a predicted model, not a curated record
AUGAAGGCCGCUCUCGUAUCCGCGCUUGUGCUGCUAGCCAGCUGUGCCUCCGCUCACAUGGCCAUCACCUACCCGCCGCCUUUGCGAUCCAAGGAGAACCCCAACAACGGCGGCGAUAUCGACUACAGCAUCACCAGUCCCCUGAGCGCUUCCGGCAGCGACUUCCCCUGCAAGGGCACCUUGAACCUUCUUGGUACCCCUAAGGCCGCUCCCGUUGCCACUUGGCAGGCCGGCCAGGUUUACAACAUGACCAUCGCCGGCGGUGCCAACCACAAUGGCGGUAGUUGCCAGGCCUCUCUGUCCUUCGACAACGGCAAGACCUUCACUGUCAUCCACAGCUACAUCGGUAACUGCCCCGUCGCUGGCACCUCGUCUCUCAAGUUCACCUUGCCCGCCGACACCCCUUCUGCCCAGGAUGCCCUCUUCGCCUGGACCUGGUUCAACAACGUCGGUAACCGAGAGUUCUACAUGAACUGCGCUGUCAUCACGAUCACCGGCGGUGGCGCCGGAGGCAGCACUACCACCGCCUUCAGUAGCCGCCCCCAAAUCUUCAAGGCCAACAUCGCCAACGGCUGCAGCACCCUCGAAGGAUCUGAUGUCAUGUUCCCCGACCCUGGCCCGGAUGUCACCACGGCUGGCACCAAGACUGCCGCCCCUGUCGGCAACUGUGGUGCAGUCGUCGCCCCUAACCCCGGCACUGGCGGUGGCAGCAACAGUGCUCCCAGCAGCUCGAAGCCCGUCGACGCUCCUGCUUCGUCUGCUCCCCCGGCUCCCCAGCCCAGCACUCCGACCACCACUAGUCCUGCUGCUGGAGGCGCAUCAUCUCUCCCUGGCGGUGUCUUCAUCACGGUACCGGCCUUCAGCAACACCUCUGCUGCCUCGUCCGUUCAGCCAACCACCCUCGCUACCGUCAGCCAGCCUGCUGCGCCUAGUGAUGUAUGCACCUCAGAGCUUGAGGCCUCCACGGCGGCGCCCGCUCCCACCUCGGCAGUCGUUCCCUCUGUCGCUCCGUCCGCUGCUCCGUCCGCCGCGCCCUCUCCCGGCGCUGGAUCCGGUGGCGAUGCCGCUGACGGCUCCAUGACCCCUGGCAAGGCUUGUACCCCCGAGGGUCAGUGGAACUGCGUCUCCGGUAGCCAUUUCCAGCGCUGUGCCUCUGGCCAGUGGUCGGUGCUCAUGAGUAUGGCUCCUGGCACCAAGUGCCAGUCUGGCACAACCGAAGUCUUGGUUUGGCAGAAGAAGAGAGCUCACGGUCGCCGAUCGCUCCGCUUCAGACACCACAUCUAA